This is a messenger RNA of Austrofundulus limnaeus, 10494 nucleotides long. It is a transcript of the gene tenm2a, whose product is annotated as teneurin transmembrane protein 2a. The record is from RefSeq and is a predicted model, not a curated record. Gene Ontology annotation, cellular component: neuron projection; membrane. The transcript has 36 exons. The coding region runs from base 527 to 8848 and encodes 2773 amino acids. Gene Ontology annotation, molecular function: cell adhesion molecule binding; protein homodimerization activity; protein heterodimerization activity. NCBI's taxonomy places the organism in Eukaryota, Metazoa, Chordata, Actinopteri, Cyprinodontiformes, Rivulidae. Gene Ontology annotation, biological process: heterophilic cell-cell adhesion; neuron development; signal transduction.
CCUCGCGCAGCACCCUCAACCCUCAGCACSCGCCGACCCUGCUCCUGUGUCGGAGCAUGCACGCCUCCCGCACGGGGGGAGAAUCGCCCGCGAGAACGGACGCGUCUUUUUGCGCACGGUAGCCGCAUCUUCGUCCUGCCCGCCGCCGGUCCUGGAUUGUUCCGUUUGAUGCGUGCGGUGAGAUGUUGAACUGGAGCGGUCCAAGCCAGUCGUCUCCUCCACCAUCAGCAGCAGCUCUCUCUCUCUCCCUCCCGCGCGCUCUCAUCUCCCUCUGUGAAGAAUCCAGCGGCUUGUCCGGAUAGAACAGAAAAGUAUGCAAUAAACAAGUCGCCAAAGGACUGGAGAAGGGGGGAUUGGGAGAGAAAAAAAAAGUUGAACGAGGAGGACUGAUGCAGUGAGAGCUGCGCGUGGAGCCGCGRACAGGUGACAAGAAGUGGUUGACAUUGACGAGGUCUCUUCAUCACCCCUCUCUGCCGUUUCCAGCCUGUCCAUCAUCAGUCAUCUCCAAUCAUCACCCAGCUCCAUCAUGGACCUAAAGGACCGUAGGCACCGCUCUCUGACGAGGAGUCGUUGCUCCAAAGACUCUCAGUACAACACCUCCUCCCUCGAUGCAGAUGAGUGUCGUGUGCCAACGCAGAAGUCGUACAGCUCCAGUGAGACGCUCAAGGCCUUUGAUCACGAGCAGAGGCUUCACUAUGGCGGCUGCGUUACUGACCUGGUGCACCAUGAGGCUGAUGAGUACUCCAGGCAAGGGGGUAACUUCACCCUGGCGGAGUUGGGAGUGUGCGAGCAAACUCCCCCUCCGCAUCCCGCUGCUGUUCCCUAUUGUCCCGACCUGGGCCUCCUCCAGAGAGGGUACUCCCUCAGUGCCGGCUCAGACGCCGACUCAGACCCGGAGGGGCCCUUGUCGCCGGAGCGGGCCAUCCAGCUGUGGGCCGGACGUGCGGGGGUCAAAUCUCGCCGCAGCUCCGGAGUGUCCAGUCGUGAGAACUCAGCCCUCACCCUCACCGACUCCGAGAAYGACAACAAGUCUGAUGAUGAGUCAGGUCGCCCACUCCCUCCGACCUCCUCCUCCACCUUGCUCCCACCAUCCCUCCCGUCCUCCUCGUCGGCCCCCCACCACCCCUCCCCCGGCCCGUCUCCGCUCAUUAGGGAAUGCCAGGUGCCCCUGCUGGAGAAAAACUCCACCCACUCUCACCUGGAGCCCCACCGAGAUGAUUCGUACUUGCUCCGAGCUCAGCCCUCCUCCACGGGGCCUGCAAACCACAGUCAGUCCACACUACAGCCUCCGCUGCCCCCUCCACACAACCACCACAACUUGUCCCAUCAGUCGGCCAACAGCCUGAACAGGAACACCCUGAGAGGGGGGCGCAACCCCAUCCACGCCCCGGCUCCUGGUACUGGAGAUGGACCCACCACACCGGAGUCGGUGCAGUUACAGGACAGCUGGGUGCUCAACAGCAACGUCCCGCUAGAGACCAGACACUUCUUGUUCAAGACGUCGUCAGGGACCACGCCUCUCUUCAGUAGCUCUUCGCCCGGCUACCCCCUGACGUCCGGGACGGUGUAUUCUCCGCCCCCUCGCCUGCUACCCAGAAACACUUUCUCUCGCUCAGCGUUCAAGCUCAAGAAGCCGUCCAAAUACUGCAGCUGGAAAUGUGCCGCAGUGACAGCAAUCGCUGCUGCCGCCCUGCUCGCYRUCCUACUGUCCUACUUCAUCGCAAUCAACCUGCUGGGUCUGACGUGGCAGCUGAAGCCCUCUGAYGGGCCCCUGUUAAACAACGGACUUGGAGCUGGUCUGCCUGUCAACAGUGAUGUGGCCACACUGCCCUCUGGAGGCAGAGGUCCCUGGGCAGGCCGGAACAGUAGCAUAGACAGCGGCAACAUUGAGGUGGGGAGGCGGGUGACCCAGGACGUCCCUGCAGGAGUGUUUUGGAGAUCCCUGCUCUAUCUUGGCCAGCCUCAAUUCCUCAAAUUCAACAUCUCCCUCGGCAAGGACGCUCUGUUCGGAGUUUACAUUCGCAAGGGCCUGCCUCCGUCACACGCACAGUAUGAUUACAUGGAGCGCCUCGAUGGGAAGGAGAAGUGGAGCGUGGUGGAGUCUCCGCGGGAGAGGAGGAGCAUCCAGACCGUGGUCCUCAAUGAGGCGGUGUUUGUCCAGUACCUGGACGCUGGUGCCUGGCACCUGGCCUUCUACAACGACGGUCGUGAGAGGGAGACCGUUUCCUUCAGCACCAACGUCAUGGAUUCAGUGCAAGAGUGCCCGCGCAAUUGCCAUGGCAACGGAGAGUGUAAUUCUGGUGUGUGCCACUGCUUCCCGGGAUUCCACGGCAUGGACUGCUCCAAAGCCGCUUGCCCUGUGCUGUGCAGCGGCAACGGCCAGUACGACAAAGGCUCCUGCGUGUGUUACAGCGGCUGGAAAGGCCCCGAGUGCGAUAUCCCAGCCACACAAUGCAUAGACCCGCUCUGCAGCGGCCAUGGCACCUGCACUGAUGGAAACUGUGUGUGCUCCAUUGGCUACAAAGGACAAAACUGCGCAGAGGUGGACUGCCUGGACCCACUGUGCUCCAACAAUGGCAUCUGUGUGAACGGGGAGUGCCACUGUAAGCCCGGAUGGGGUGGGCUCCACUGUGAGCUCCCCAGAGCCCAGUGCCCGGACCAGUGCCACGGCCACGGCGCCUUCAUACCAGACACCGGCCUGUGCAGCUGCGAUCCCAACUGGAUGGGGCCCGACUGCUCCAUGGAGGUGUGCUCGGUCGACUGCGGAACCCACGGGGUGUGUAUGGGCGGAGCCUGCCGCUGCGAGGAAGGCUGGACGGGCGCAGCCUGCGACCAGCGCGUGUGCAAUCCGCUCUGCAUCAAACACGGGACCUGCAAGGACGGCAAGUGCCAGUGCCACCAGGGCUGGAACGGAGAGCACUGCACCAUUGACGGCUGUCCUAACUUGUGCAACGGGAACGGCCAGUGCACCAUGGGUCAGCAGAGUUGGCACUGUGAAUGUCAGACGGGCUGGAGGGGCCCUGGAUGCAGUGUUGCCAUGGAGACUUCCUGUGCAGACAACAAGGACAACGAAGGAGAUGGACUGACAGACUGCAUGGACCCAGACUGCUGYAUUCAGAGUCCCUGUCAAAACAGUCCCCUGUGCAAGGGCUCCAGGGACCCUCUGCAAGUCAUCCAGCAGAACCCCAUGUCCCAGCCCAAAGUUCGAUCCUUCUACGACCGUGUCAAGAUGCUCGUGGGGCGGGACAGUACCCACAUCAUCCCUGGGGAAAGCCCGUUCAACUCCAGCCUGGCGUCACUUAUCCGGGGUCAGGUGUUGACCACAGAUGGAACCCCUCUGGUGGGGGUGAACGUGUCUUUUGUCAACUAUCCCCACUACGGAUACACGCUGACACGGCAGGAUGGAAUGUUUGACCUGAUAGCUAACGGUGGCGCAUCACUGACUCUGCGGUUCGAGCGUGCCCCCUUCCUGAGCCAGGAGCGCACCGUGUGGCUGCCCUGGAGCCAGUUUUAUGCUAUGGACACUCUGGUGCUUAAGACAGAAGAAAACACGAUCCCAGGCUGUGACCUGAGUGGCUUCGUCAGGCCUGACCCUCUUGUGAUUGCAUCCCCUCUCUCCUCCUUCUUCAGCUCCAAGCCAGGGGAGAAACCCAUCAUACCGGAGACACAGGUGCUGCAUGAGCAGAUCGAGGUGCCUGGCACGAGUCUAAAGCUGUGCUACCUAAGUUCGCGGACCCAGGGCUACCGCUCCCUUCUCAAGGUGACCAUGACUCCCGCUGUGGUGCCCAUGGGCCUGCUGAAGGUCCACCUGAUGGUGGCAGUGGAGGGCCACCUCUUCCAGAAGUGGUUCCACGCCUCCCCAAACCUGGCCUACACCUACAUCUGGGAUAAGACAGACGCAUACGGGCAGAGGGUCUACGGCCUCUCGGAAGCUGUUGUGUCGGUGGGUUACGAAUACGAGUCGUGUGCGAGUCUAAUCCUCUGGGAAAAGAGGACGACCAUUCUGCAGGGCUACGAAUUGGAUCCCACCAGUUUGGGCGGGUGGUCGCUCGACAAACACCACAUACUCAACACUCGCAGCGGCAUCCUUCACAAAGGCAGCGGUGAGAACGUCUUCGUGACGGAGCAGCCUCCGGUGAUCACGAGCAUCAUGGGAAAUGGGCGCAGGCGCAGCAUUUCAUGCCCAAGCUGCAACGGCCUUGCAGACGGAAACAAGCUGCUGGCGCCGGUUGCACUGGCGAUGGGCAUCGAUGGAAGCCUUUACGUUGGUGACCUCAACUUUGUACGCCGGGUCUACCCCUCCAUGAACACAACGGGCAUCCUGGAGUUAAGGAACAAAGAUUUCAGGCACAGUAAUAAUCCAACCCAUAAGUACUUCCUAGCAGUAGAUCCAGUAUCUGGAGCUUUGUUCAUCUCGGACACCAACUCCCGGCGAAUUUACCGAGUCCGCUCGCUGACGGGCGGCCGGCUGUUGUCGGACAACGCUGAGGUGGUGGCGGGAACCGGGGAGCAGUGCUUACCCUUUGACGAGCGCUGCGGUGAUGGAGGGAAAGCCACUGAAGCGACACUUAUGAGCCCCAAAGGUAUAGCAGUGGAUAAAAAUGGCCUGAUGUAUUUCGUGGAUGCCACCAUGAUCCGCAAGGUGGACCAGAAUGGCAUCAUCUCCACUUUGCUGGGCGCCAACGACCUGACRGCCGUCCGACCGCUGAGCUGUGACACCAGCAUGGACGUCAGCCAGGUGCGUCUUGAGUGGCCCACGGACUUGGCAGUGAACCCCAUGGACAACUCUCUCUACGUCCUGGAAAACAAUGUCAUCUUACGCAUCACUGAGAACCACCAGGUGAGCAUUAUAGCGGGUCGGCCCAUGCAUUGUCAGGUCCCAGGCAUCGACUACAGCCUCAGUAAGCUGGCUAUACACGCAGCCCUGGAGAGCGCCACCGCCAUCGCCCUGUCCCACACCGGCACCCUCUACAUUGCCGAGACGGAUGAGAAAAAGAUUAAUCGAGUCAGACAGGUGAGCACGAAUGGCGAAAUCUCGCUACUGGCUGGCACGGCGUCCGACUGCGACUGCAAGAACGACGUSAACUGCAACUGCUUCUACGGGGACGACGGCUACGCCCCCGACGCCGGCUUGAACUCCCCGACCUCCCUGUCCGUGUCCCCCGACGGCGCGCUUUUCAUCGCCGACCUCAACAACAUUCGCAUCAGGGCGGUGCGGGCGAACCGGCCGGGCCCCGCCCUCUCGAGCGUGGGGUUCGCGGGGUCGGCGCAGUACGAGGUGGCGUCGCCCAGAGAGCAGGAGCUGUAUGUUUUCAACGGGGAGGGGCUUCACGUCCAGACGGUCAGCUUAGUGACGGGGGAGCCUCUGUACAACUUCACCUACGGCCCCGACGGAGAGCUGGCCAUGCUGGUGGACAACUGCAACAACACCGUCAAAGUGAGGAGAGACAGCUUAGGUCAGGGAGGUGGGGCCGGCCUCCUCAGGCUGGUGCUGCUGCCCGAGAACCAGGUGGUGACACUUGGGCUGGACCCAACUGGGGGGCUGCGCAGCGUGUCUGCCAUGGGUCAGGAGGUGGCUCUGAUGGGCUACAACGGGAACACGGGCCUCCUGGCGACCAAAGCUGACGAGACUGGGUGGACCACAUUUUAUCAGUACGACAGCGAGGGUCGCCUGACCAACGUGACGUACCCAACGGGCAUGGUGACGAGCCUCCACCGCGAGAUCGAGCGCUCCAUCAACAUCGACAUCGAGAGCUCGAGCAGAGACGACGACGUGACCGUCAUCACCAACCUGUCGUCGGUCGAAGCGUCGUACACGGUGGUGCAAGAUCAGGUGAGAAACAGCUAUCAACUGUGCAACAACGGCACUCUGAGAGUCAUGUACGCCAACGGAAUGGGCAUCAGCUUCCACACGGAGCCGCACAUCCUGGCAGGCUCUGUCAGUCCCACAAUCGGUCGGAGGAACAUCACUCUGCCCACGGACAACGGCCUCAACUCCAUCGAGUGGCGUCUGCGCAAAGAGCAAACCAAGGGCAAGAUCACUGUGUUUGGCAGGAAGCUGAGGGCUCACGGCCGCAACCUUCUCUCCAUCGAUUUUGAUCGCAACACCCGAACGGAGAAGAUUUACGACGAUCACCGCAAGUUCUUGCUGCGCAUCAUGUACGACACCCAGGGCCGACCGGCUAUGUGGCUGCCCAGCAGCAGCCUGGCAGUGGUCAACGUCUCGUACUCAGCCACCGGACAGCUGGUCGGGCUGCAGCGAGGGAGCAUGAGCGAGAAGACGGAGUUUGACUCCCAGGGUCGCAUUCUGUCCCGUUCCUUCGUGGACGGGAAGGUGUGGAGCUACAGCUACCUUGAUAAGUCUAUGGUGCUGCUCCUGCAGAGCCAGAGGCAGUACGUCUUUGAGUUUGAUGCCUCAGGUCGGGUCACAGCCGUCACCAUGCCCAGCGUCGCUCGCCACACAAUGUUCACACACGUGUCCGUCGGCUACAUUCGCAAUACGUACAACCCUCCUGAGAGCAACGCCUCCGUCAUCCACGACUUCAGCGAGGAUGGCAGACCUCAGGCCUCGCACUACCUGGGCACGGGCCGCCGGGUCCUUUACAAAUACGGCAAGCUGACGAAACUGUCAGAGAUCRUCUACGACAGCACGGUCGUGACUUUCGGAUAUGACGAGACAGCCGGCGUGCUGAAGAUGGUAACCCUGCAGAGCGGGGGCUUCUCCUGCACCAUCCGCUAUCGGAAAAUGGGGCCGCUCAUCGACAAGCAGAUCUACCGCUUCAGCGAAGAGGGGAUGGUCAACGCCAGGUUUGAUUACACCUACCACGACAACAGCUUCCGCAUCGCCAGCAUGAAGCCGGUCAUCAGUGAGACGCCGUUGCCUGUCGACCUCUAUCGAUAUGAUGAGAUCUCUGGAAAGGUGGAGCACUUUGGAAAAUUUGGGGUCAUCUAUUAUGACAUCAAUCAAAUCAUCACCACAGCUGUAAUGACACUGAGUAAGCAUUUCGACACCCAUGGCCGCAUCAAGGAGGUCCAGUAUGAGAUUUUCCGUUCGCUCAUGUACUGGAUGACAGUGCAGUACGACAGCAUGGGACGGGUGGUGAAGAGGGAGCUGAAGAUUGGGCCGUAUGCCAACACCACUCAGUACCGCUAUGAUUAUGAUGGAGAUGGACAGCUCAGCGGAGUCAAGGUUAACGACUGGUCUACUUGGCGCUAUAGCUACGACCUAAACGGAAACCUCCACCUGCUGAAUCCUGGGAAUAGUGCUCGGAUCUUGCCCCUCCGCUACGACCUCAGGGACCGCAUUACCCGCCUGGGCGAUGUCCAGUAUCGCCUGGACGAGGACGGCUUCCUCAGCCAACGUGGUUCCGACGUCUUUGACUACAACUCCAAAGGUCAGCUCCUCCGGGCCUACAACAGAGGCCCCGGAGGCUGGAGCGUGGUCUACCACUACGAUGGGCUUGGCCGCAGAGUGUCCACAAGGAACAGCCUGGGUCAGCACCUUCAGUUCUUCUAUGCCGACCUCAACCAUCCGACCAGAGUGACGCACAUCUUUAAUCACUCCAGCUCCGACAUCUCGUCACUGUACUAUGACCUACAGGGUCACUUGUUUGCGAUGGAGGUGAGCAGCGGGGAGGAAUACUACAUCGCUUCUGACAACACAGGCACACCACUCGCAGUCUUCAGCAGCAACGGACAGAUGAUCAAACAGGUUCAGUACACGGCCUACGGUGAAGUGUACCUCGACUCCAACCCAGAGUUCCAGCUGGUUGUAGGUUUCCAUGGUGGUCUUUACGACCCCUUGACCAAGCUGGUCCACUUCACCCAACGGGACUACGACGUCCUGGCUGGACGGUGGACCUCGCCCGACUACAGCAUGUGGCCCAAGAUUGGAAAGGACUUGUCUCCGUUCAAUCUGUACAUGUUCAAGAACAACAACCCACUCAGCGACAUGUUAGACGUCAAAAACUACGUCACAGACGUGAAGAGCUGGCUGGUGAUGUUUGGCUUCCAGCUCAGCAACAUAAUCCCAGGAUUCCCUCGGCACUCGCUCUACUUUGUGGAGCCGCCGUACGAGCUGCAGGCCACCCAGCACUGUGAAAACGGACAGCUCAUCACUGGUGUACAGCAGGCAGCGGAGCGCCACAACCAGGCCUUCAUGGCCCUCGAGGGCCGUCUGCUCAACAAGGAGCGCCGCAGACGCAAAGACAAACCCGGCCAUUGGUUCGGCACCAGCACCCCCAUUAUAGGCCGAGGAGUAAUGUUGGCGCUGAAGGAGGGCCGAGUGGUGGCCGGCGUGUCGCCGCUGGCCAGCGACGACAGCCGCAAAAUAGCUCUCGUGCUCAAUGGUGCUCAGUACCUGGAAGGCACUCAUUACACUCAGGAUGGGAAGGAUUGUCACUACUUUGUGAAAGUAGGCUCGGCCGACAGCGACCUGUUGGCACUGGGGCUUACGAACGGGAGAAAAUCACUGGAGAGCGGCAUCAACGUGACAGUGAGCGGCCGGUCGAGGAGAGGCGUGACUGUGGAGUUCGCGGUCCCAUCGUUAGUGCUGAGCGUUCGCUACGGGCUCGCCGCGGAUGUGGUGGACGAGGAGAAGGUAAGACUGUUGGAGCUGGCCAGGCAACGGGCCCUGGCGGGGGCCUGGGCCAAGGAGCAGCAGCGUGCGAGGGAUGGGAAGGGAGGCAGUCGCCUGUGGACUGAAGGGGAGAGGCAGCAGCUCCUAACGACAGGCAGAGUACAGGGCUACGAUGGCUACUACGUACUUCCUGUAGAGCAGUACCCAGAACUGGCAGACAGCAGCAACAACAUCCAGUUUCUCCGACAGAAUGAGAUGGGCAGGAGGUAACAGCCCACAUGAACUCCCCUCCCCCCCUCUUUCCCACUUUAACAUCUCGGAAAUUAUGUCCCAUUUCCCACCCAGCCUCCUUAACCUCCCGAAAAACCUACAGAGAAUUAACCAACAAACGGGGUUACUCACGGAACGCUGCAGGGACUUUUCAAAAGAAUGACUUCUCUUAAAAAAAAAAACAUAUUAAUUUUACUGCCACAGGCAAAAAAGUCAAAUGUUUUUUUUUUUUUUUUUUUUUUUUUUUUUUUUUUUGAAAAACUGAAAAAAGCACUGAAGAACUUUUAAGAACUGUUGCUUAACAAAUAAGAAGAUUCCCCUUUUUAAAAAAGAGAGUGAUAUUUUCACCCAUAUUUUUUGGGUUCCACUGAAAGCGACCAGCUGAACGGUGUGGAGAAAGGUGUGGAUGUGGAGGCUGCCUCUGCCGUCGGGGCUCGUCUGUCUCUAAUAAAUAAAUUAAUUAAUUAAUUAACUGAAGGUGAAAAAGAAGGGACCAAAGCGGAGACCGAGCCACUCCACAGUGCAGCGCCAUCACCACCGAGCAUCAGCGGCAGAUAUCGUGAACAGUAACUUACAAGACACCGUCUCCCUGUCUCAGGCCUCCCAUCGUCCACCACAGACCAGUCCAAGAAACACGCAAGAUUAACGGAAUCCUCCGGAGUCCGAGCCCGUGAUGAACUAACGGAGAGGGAAAGAAACACGGAGAUAUUUGUGGAGUCACUCAGCGUUGUUUAUCUGUCAGUGGGGAGAAGAAUCAUAUUACAUACGUGUCAGACUACACUAAACUUCAGGAUGUUGCGUAUACCGUAGAUGCCGUAGUUUUGUACGUUUCAGUCGCGGUAGAGUUGUGAGAUUUUUUUUUUCACGAAGGCACUUCUGUACAGAACGAUCAAAACACGCCCCUCUCACCCUCUGAGUCCGGCAAACAUGCUACUUUAGUAUUUAUUUUCCUUUAUUUAUUCUUAGUACUAUAUGACAAUCAUGAAUGAGUCACCAGUUCUAUUCGAAAUGAACAUUAAUGAAUGAGCUUAUUUUUUUUUCUUUUCCUUUUGUAACAUAUGUAAUAAAUGUUCCUUUUUUUGUAUUAAUUUCAGUUUGCUGACAGGGGGAAAAUAAUAGUCACCCACAGAAAAAGAGUAAUUUAUGUAAUGAGGUGUUUUAAAAGGCAGUUUAUACUUUAAAUAAAGUCUUUAAAACUGUGAAAUCUGUUUUUUCGAAGUAUAUUUCGAUGUACAGUGUAUAGAUUUACCUUUAUGCAGCACAGUAGAAUAUCGUUCAGAWUAUCAAGUUUUAUAUUUCUAAGAGGAAGUGGCUUGUAAUGUGCGAAACCUUUAGCUGCUCUUAUUACUCUAGARUUUUUGUGGCACUCGGAUACUCCAUUAUCUACGGUAUCAGUCCAAAGUUGGUUGUUUUUUUAUGUUUUUUUGUUUUGAUUUGUUUAUUGUUUGUUUAUUUGAAAGCAGAUAAAUUUUGUCCUAGAUCCCAACAGCAGUAGCAGUAAUGGAUCCCACUCACUGUGAGGAGACUCGUGCUGGAUGUCAUGUACCAAAUCAGUAUUAUUAUCAGAGGACGAUUCUUAUACAUUCACUGAAACGAGACUCUUCUGACAACCUUAUCAAUAAAACCUAAUUGUUUACUUCAACUGA